GCUGCAAGCGAGAGUCACCGUACGUAGUAGGUCCUACGAAAAAAGUUUGCAGCCUUUAGCCUGCUGUGUGAGACACCAAACUUCAUGCAGAGUGUCAGAAGCAAUACUGGGUCUGAUUCUAGAAGUCAGCUUGUUGGACCUGGCUUGGACAUAGAAGGCCUAACAUUAAGCAUAGGCCUGCCAAAGCUGGAGUGCAGCUUUGCAGAUGAAGAGAUUUUGGCUUCAAAUGGCUUUGUGAAGCUUGUUGAUCAGAUUCAGGUGAAGUCAGAACCAGCACAAUACUCGCUUGGAAAGAUACAUGUUCAAAUGGCUAGCAACGGCAGUGGUGUAGCAUGUAGCCCCCAGCAGAAGUCAGUGUUGUAUGAAGAUUCAGCCAGCCUAAAGCAGUCUGCACCAAUGUCACAAGAUGUGAAUGCAAUGGGUGAAGAUGAUCACUGGCAGGUGAAGCCCCUACUGUCUGUGAUGUCCUCCAAGCUACAGACACCAUUUACUAAAGCCCCCUUGGAAUGCACAUCUGAUUAUGAAGUCUCUGAUGAUGACAAUGCUGACGAUUCCAUGAGCUGUUCCACUGCCUACAUCAAUGAAAACCAUCAAGAAUCUCUUUCAAGCCCGAUUGAAGGAAAUGUUGGAAGUGUUGAAAGGCCUAGAAGUUCAUCCGAAAGGGAUUUCAAGAAAGAAAAGCUGAUUGAAUCUGGGUACUCUUCAAGUGAUGGAAGAUUGAGAAAAUCUACCCGUAGCAAGAGUUUGACUAACAAUAUGACAUCAAGGAAGAAACUUGUUGAGAAGUGCUAUUGUUCUGUUCCAUGUGACAUUCAGUCAUCAGGGUUCUGUAAGCAAUCCCCAUUCCGACAUUCAUAUACAUUCAUGAGUUCCUCUACUUAUGAAUUGUGGGCAGACAUGAGGUGUCGGGAAGAGAAGUAUACAAGGGACCAUCAUCUUAUGGAAAGGCAUCCAAAUCUAGACCCACAAAUGAGGGUUGUUCUCCUGGAUUGGAUGAUGGAGGUUUGUCAAAUUUUCCUAUAUUUAGUGUGUGAAGCUUAUGAUUUGAAGAGGGAAACAUUCUAUCUUGCCAUGGACUAUUUGGACAGAUAUUUGUCUGUGACACAAGGUAUGUUACACACUCGUCUCCAGUUGACUGGUGUCACAGCCCUCUUCAUUGCCGCCAAGAUAGAAGAAAUUUACCCUCCUACAGUGGCAGAUUUUGCAUUUGUCACUGAUGGUUCCUGCACUGUAGAGGAGAUUCUUAUCAAGGAGAAGAUCAUGCUGCCUAAGUUGGCAUGGAAGCUGAAUCCUGUGACAGUUGUUCAUUGGGUCAAAUUCUACAUGCAACUUGGAGUGAUGCUCAGUGAUGACUCUGAUCUUCAUGCUGAUCCAGAAGAUCCUAUCACACAAGUCAAGUACUCAGUGUUUGACUUUCUUCAGGUCAUGCGUCUUGUUGAUCUUGCCACCUUGGAUGUGGAAUCUCUUAGAUUCCCAUACAGCAUCAUUGCUGCUUCUAGUCUUGCUUAUUUCCAAGGAUUCAAGUUUGCCAUUCAAACAUCAGGUUUUGAUGAAGAACAGUUGGAAUCCUGCUUAUUCUGGAUGAAGUGCUUUGCCCUUGCUCUCCAGAAGAAGAAUCCAGUUCAACCACAAAUGUCAAAGGAAUCCUCCUCAACUCCAAAAUCUCAUUGCAUUCAGAAUUAUGAAGUCAGCGUGGUUCUCUUUGAAGAAGCUAAGAAACUUGAAGUGGAAAGUGAUAACUUGCAGCUAUGUUUCAAGACCCUUCCCCUCUUGCACCAAACAAAAAAUAAGUGAGCCCAAGGCCAGGAUUGAUAUUUUGGCGUUAUUCAGCCAUAGUCUUUAUCCAAUGGUUGGUAUGAGACUAUGAAGUUAAGGAGGCUGCAAGCUGGAGGAUAUGUGACAAUGUUCCUCUCCCAAGAUUCAGGUUCCCAUGGACUUGAUUCAGCCAUGUGGUGGUGUGUACUGCCCUCUUUCUGUGUCAUGAUCUUGUUGGAGUGGAUUUGGGACCACAUAGGGUGGAUUUUUUAACUGAGCACUAUCUGACUAUGCAGCUUUAUUUUCAAGAACUAUAAUGUAUUUCCCCU
This is a messenger RNA of Darwinula stevensoni, 2084 nucleotides long. The record is from the annotation of a GenBank genome assembly. NCBI's taxonomy places the organism in Eukaryota, Metazoa, Arthropoda, Ostracoda, Podocopida, Darwinulidae.